AAGCCAUUAGAUGACUGCGCUAUCGACAUUCGAGAACAAGUGACUACCCAGAUUUCGAACAACCGUUAGUAAGCACGGUGUAUCCUCGAGCGACAGCCAAUGCGAUAGUGUUUUCCCUCAUGGACGGAGACUAUGCGCCGCUUCUCUACGUUGGAAUAUAUCCGACAGUAGCGGAAGGGUAAACAAAUACUAAAGUCGGAUAGUACGGUGGCAGCCGAAGCGGCCCUCGCAGUGGAUAUGACACGAGUAUUACUGUGUGUACGCAAACAGAGCAGUAACUACGAUUCGCGUUCAGCUUAGACGACAUCUCUGUGAUUCGUUGCAUCGUGAAAUACGACUAUACAGUGUGCGGGUUAAAUAUGGAACGUAAUAGCAACGGUACCAUUGAGGAGCGGCGAUUAAAAAUAAGAAAGGAAAACGAUACAAUAUUAUUUUACACUAAUAGUGCCUUUUAACCCUCGACCUUACUUCCUUUCGAUGCAGACAAUUGCACCUAGGCUACUUCGAGGUGCAGGUCCCCCGAGCGAAGGCAAAACGCUUUUUUCGGAUAAACGCAUUGUGGUAUUCGAUAGCUAGCAAAAGGGCGGUGCGACAUGCAGGAACGAACGAAGCAAGUAUCAAAUUCUACUGAAAAGCAGAGAAUAAAAUGUAACGUUUUACAAAUAUACGAUUUAAUUAAUGUCAGUGACGUCAGCUUACUGGCGGCAGUAUUCAAAAUCGCGAAGAAACAACUAAUGCUACCUACGUGCUUGUGCUCGUGAAAGAUGUCGGUCGAAAGCUGAAGUUGAUCGACUACGCUGUAUUAUUGUCGACUGCAGCUAAAACAACGUCGCUACGAUAAAAUUAUAUAUGAAGCUCAUCAUAGGGCAGCUCCCAAGAUGGUUGUAUUUGCACGUUGAACGAGAAAAUUCCCUGGGAUAGGGCGUCUUAUUUUUUAUGUACUGAAUGUAAUCCGGUACACUGAUCACUGUCUUUUAGAAAUAACCAUUCAGUUGCUACCGGACAUGAAGACUCUCGAACUAUCUGAAAGGGAGCACAAUGUUAAUAAAUUGGAUGCUUAAACAAACCGUUUGACAUAGUGUAGCCUGAACAUUUCGAGUUUUACGCUGGCAUUUAGUUAUUAGGCCAAGUGUAACCAAUACAAGGCCUAAUAGGCACAUAUAUAUAAGGUAGCUGCUCCAGGCUAUUCUCUAAAUGUUAUAUAAUUAAAUCUCAUGAGAAAAAAUGCAAAAGUUUAUUACGAUUACAAACGUAUCAGUUCUAUUCAUUCCAUGACGCAUGUUAAUUUUUUUUCGGAACUUUAUAAAAACUUCUUACAUCCUUUAAAUAAUGCGACACUCAAAGACUUAACAACAGACCCUGAAAUAUAUAUUUUUAUAUGCUAUUGAGCUUAGUUUAACAGCAUAUCUAUUAUAUAAUGUAUUACCCAUCAGCAGCGAAAAUUUUAAUGAAAUUGACACCUUAGCGUUGGAAGUUUCCUAAUUUCCUUUAAAAACGAAAAAAGGUUCCGUGAAAAUAUGUAUCACCGUAGGAUAAUACGGACUUCAUAAUGGGAUCUGCUAUAAAUAACGUCUUUCCGAAAACAGAACCACAAAAAAAAACUCGAUACCUUCAACAGCAGUUUGUAGGAAUUUGUCCCGCAAGUAUCAAUUGUAUGUAUGAAGUUCGUGAGCAAACCCUUUCACUUGCUUCCAAAAAUGAUCUAGAAUUAGCGCUGUAAGGCAGUUUUCCUGUAUUAGGGAUGGUUUUUCUCUUUUGUCAACCCUUUCGCAUCCUAAAACCUACCGUCCACACCAAACUUCACUUGCAUGGAGAGGCCAAUAACAUUUUGAUUUCGCUAAUUAUUUCUUAUAAAUUGCAAAGAAACACUACGAUUGUAUGAGGGUGGAAGGAUUUAGUUCGAAAGUCGAUCAGCACCAAGCUACACAGCUUGAAACCUAAUUUCUGUAAUAUCUCAAAAACGAUGAAUCCUUUUAAAUUAUUAUUAAGCAGAUCAAAUAUAUUUGUUCGUUAUAUAUAUAUAUAUAUAUAGUAAUUUUUACAGGUGUUUCUUAAACGUCUAUCUAUGUCCUUAUUGAGUUUUUUUUUUAAACGUAACGUCUCUGCAGAACCUGGUAGAAAGCUAGGCAAAGGCAAGUGUGCUUUCAGCAUCACGUGUAAAAGAAUUUAUCGAACAAUUGAAAAUCUAUUGAUGCUUUUAAAUGUUCCACGAAAAAAAAUUGCUAGAGUGCUCGAUAUGUACACAGCCCCCGAGUUUCACAUCCGAUAUUGCCCUAGUUAGGCAUCAAUUGAAAAUUGCUGAUCCUUCCAAGUACGGAACGAUAUACAACCAGUCGCUAGUAGAAAAAUUACACAGUAGAUUGCUAUGGUAUACUUUUAUUUUUGACAAGCUUCUUAACUUAAACUUUAACUGUAUUAAUUUCUUGGCUCGUGUUUUAAAGCAUUCAGCUCUGCAUGCCGUAGCCAUUGGGCAGACUUGAAGAGUAUGCCAUGGAAUUGCAUUUUGUAAUAAAUAAAUACUACACAUUGAAUACAAUGUUCCUUUUAGUAAAAACAAUAUUCCUGCGCGUAGCUGUUGACACUCAACGGGUCAUCCUGCACGAGUUAGAAGUUAAUCAAUGAAUUUGUAGAGGUUUAUUGGACUCUUUCAGUCCGUAAUAAUUUACUUAUUUUUGCAUGUACAACCUACUACUAUUGCAUAUGGCGCAAGGUACUGUGUUAUAUGCUGAAAUAGAAAAUGGUACGCCAGAUAUAUUGCUUGUCGUUGAGCACAUAUCUUGGUGGUGACGGUAGCCUAAUGAUGAUGCGGCAAUGCAGUAAGGCAAGUAUCGGAAAAUGUGCCGUUUCCCUUCACCAUCACAGCGAUAUUACGUUGCUGUUAAAUCCUGGGCCACUUGUCUCUUUCCUUUAUCGGCUGUCUGCUUUACUCAACACCUAGUUGAGCGUCCUUUGGCCUUUUGUUGGCUUGGCUUGAUUUUGGAUUUUUCUUAUCUCAAGUUAAUUAGUUGGGUAAUUUUCUACGACCCUUUCGCGCGCAUCCGCCCUUUCGCCCGGAGUUGCGCUCUGGCCUGAACUCCCACUGCCCAGCAAAGGGCUCUCCGUACCGAGUGUGGUGCGCUCUGCUCAGUGACAUAGGCGCACGGAGGAGAUUCGCAAUAGUUGCCGCAACAGUAAUACGACGGUUGCGGAUCAUUGGCAUUGACACGGUAUCCGCCAAGAGAAGUCUGCAAGUGGAAACAGCUCGAAGCGACGGCGGACAGUAGGUGCGAUACAGGCCAGCGGUAGCGCCAGCGCUGCGUUCGACAGGCCCUUUUAUGCCCGAAGACUUUCGGUUUUCGGCACUACGAUCAACGCUAACCAAUAACAGCGUUCGUACCGUUGAGGGAACCGUUGGCGGGCCAGCGUUAGCAAUCGUGUACGGCAGUGAGUCGGUGCAGGCCCCAUACAGAUUCAGGUGGCAGCAAGCUUAGGUCCUGCAAGACGGCUUGCAUCCUAAGAGAGCACACCGCAAAACAGAAACAAGUAGCGAGCUAAGCAAGCCGAAAUAAGUGCUGCUAAGAGCGGAACUGAGACCCUACCAGCGCUGGGUUAGCAGUCGUGACUGCUCGGAAGUACCCUGCAGUCAUCAUCAGCAGCGGUAGUUCUCAUUUUUGCGGCGGUGCAGAAACCACAGUUGCCUACAGCCUGCCCGUUAGUCAUCAGCAUCUGUGUCGGUUUCGAGGGCGAGUAAUAUAAGGACGCAAGAUAUAGAAAACGCAGGAGAAACGAACUCUCAAACCGAUAGGUCGGCGACGACCGGACCGAGCUGCAAGACACUCAGUUAGUUAGCAAAUGCUGUUGCCUCGCUAGCUACACUUGCAGGUAAGCACAGUGUCCUGACAGAGUUGGUCGAGCGCGUGCCGUACACCUCGCGAGCCGUGAUUGGUUGUUACCUAAUAGCAGCGACGACCCAUUGGUUUGUCCACCGACGAUCGAGUUGUUGACAAGCCUUUUUAGAGCCGCAUUGAAUAGAAAUAUCUUGCUUGACGAAUCGAGCAUAGCAUGUGUGCCGCAAUUGGAUUUGAGCGGGCGUCUUCAAGCGAACCGAACUCGUUCAGUUAGAACGAAAACACGAUUACGCCCGCCACGGAAGGGCUGGCAAAGAUACACAGCCGAAGGACUAGCAAUAGAAUAACGCAACACAUUGUACGCAAGUUGAUUGCCUAAAUACAAUUAUUGAGGCGCAACUACAAUCGCAGGACGAAGUGGCCAUCGAGCUAAGCGGUAGAAGUAGCACGAACAAGGCUCUAGGAGCAAGCCCACGAAGGGCUUUCGUUUGUCUGAAGCCGUUUUAGGGAGACAAUGUGAUCAGCCCUGACGGCGGAUGCUUGUUAAAUAUCGUCGCUCCACAAGCAACAGCAUAAUUUGGGAAUUAAGGAGCCUUAGCUACAUGGUGUAUUCCGUGCAUGUGCGUGCUGUGCGAUAUCUCCGCAUCGAGUGAGCGAUAGAAAGAGCUGCGAGCUUUAGCUGCGUCUACCGAUUGCGCCGUAUAGAGUUACUUGCGGUCGACAGUUUCGGUGGAUCGUUGUGAGUCUGAGUGUCGGUGUUGGGAAUCGUCGGCGUGAAGGAAUAUCGCUUCUUGUUUGUAGAAAUUACGAGUUUCGAUAAAUUUCACCGUUAGUGCGCUUCGUGCUCGACUUACUUGAUUGACGCUAGUAACUCGCAAUUAGUGCAACGUGAAACUGUAGCGUAGUAACUGUGCCUAACCUGCGGUGUAAAGCGCGCGUAAUGAGGGGCGAUUAUUAAUUAUAAGGUGGCGGUGAUUAGUACAGAGGGGUGCAGAAGAGCAUAUACGCGAAGCCCCGGACGGCCGCGGUCCUCAUCGGGCUGUCAUGGAGUACGGCUGUGGAGUACGAAACCGAUAUGAGUUGUUUGCGGAUGAAGAUGGUGGUGAUCCUCUUGAGUUAAUCCAACGCGAAGAGGAGCGUCGAAGAUUGUCGCAGCUCGAGAGAAGCAAAAACAAGGCUGCUGAAGGAGCCAAACAGGCCACUAGUGUGUCAAAAGCGCCACUCACAAACCAUAAUAGAAUAAAUGCCAAGGAAAACUCAAACAAGUCAAACCAGCAGACCGAAGCCCAGAGACCUCGGGAUCAUCGAACUCAGCAAGAUAGCAAUCGAAAACCACGUGACAGCAAUGAUGGAAACCGAAAUUACUCGGGAGAUGACCGGCGUCAGAGAAAAAUAAGUCAAGACGGUAACCAGGAUAGCAAACGAGUAGGCGGAAGGGAUGACAAAGGACUCCGGCCAUCGCGAGGGCCCCGGAAAGAACCUAGCGACAGGGAUCCAAAGGACACAAAAGACCGACCGCCACGGACGGACCGCGACCGGAAUCAUCAGAAUUCGCAGACGACGACAGGCGCCGGUGCAAUGGCUGCCAAUAACAAAACCGAAUUGGGAAAUCAAGCUAGCCAGGGGAACAACUUUGCCUCGAACCCAAAGGCGACGGGUGAAAAUCAGACAUCUGCCGACGGAGCCACCCCCAUAGACCAAGAUCAGAUCGACAGAGCUGCUACUGACACCAAAGAGGAGGAAACACCCGCCGAAGGUGAGGUCGAACCCGAAACUCCCGAAAAGACCCUGGACCAAUGGAAGAAAGAGCUUGAAGCACGUAAAUCUAAGACGACAUACAACGCGGCGAUACGGAAACCGAACGAGGGUGAAAGCUCCGAUCCGAAAUGGGCCAAGAUGAAGAUGAUAAAGAAAAAGAAGGACUCAGAUUCACCCGCUCCAAUCAUUAGCCAUAAGGAACAUCAUCCGGUGACCGAGGACAUGCUAGACGAAGAGGACCGCAAAUUGAAACGACUUGAAGAGACGGUAUCGAAACAGUUUCACUACUUGGACUCACGUGGAAAUACUGGGUCUACUGCGGGCGGGCGUUCGAAUCGCGGGGGCCGUGGUGGAUCGUUCGGGGGCCGCGGUGGGGGCCGAGGUGGGCGUACUGGGCCUGGUGACCGAUCGGCGGGCGGUGGAGAUUCCCGUGGAAGCCGAGGACAUGCCCACAACGGCCAUAAUGCACAGCAGCCCCAGAGCAGGCCCACUCCCCGCGUCGAGGAUCUAAAUGACUUCCCAUCACUCGCUGCAUAAAGUGAGGUCAGCGUUUGGGUAGACUGCAGCGGCAACCUUCAGUGCGCAAUGGCACAGCUCGAAUAGGGGCUUUACGUUAUCUUUUUCAAGCGGCCCAAGACGCCUAAGGGCAAACUUGCAAGUGAAAUCGGAGUUCCAGCCAAUUUUUCACCAAAGCGAGGCCGUUCUAGGUAGACAGGAGAUUAACAAACAAAACGUCGAUAUCGGCGCAAUAAAUGUUCGUUGAGCUAAUACAAGAGCAGAACUAAAAUGUUAUGAAAUUAUAAGACUGUAGACCAGGCUGACAAACCCAAAUUACAUAAUCAUGGCACUAUAAUUACAUCAUAGCUAGAAGGCGCUGCGGCUGGGGUUGCAGUUGCGCCUGCUCGAGUCCUGCUGUCGUCCUAUUUUAGCCGUACACAGAAUAGAAACAACUCUGAGAAACAUAAUUCGUUGUUCCCUGCUUCUGCAUUUCUUUACCACGCAUAAAGCGAUAGUUACGUCGACGGGAAGAUAAUUUGCAGAAUCAUACUGAUGAUUAGGAUCAUGAUCACAUCAAGUACGGUGAUGAUUUCUUUAUAUAUUUAUUAUAUAUAAUUAUACGAAUACAAAACAAAAAAAGAAAAGCACGAAAUGAUACGAAUAAGAGUGCUAUCAUACUAACGCUAAGGGAACAGUUAAAACAUGCUUAAAGAGUGUCACAGGAAUCGUAAUGACAUCGCGAGGCGAUUCAUAGAGCUCGAAGGGUUCGCGAGCACAGCGAUAGGCUUUCGCGCGCUCCCGAUGCGCGCUAAACGCUGACGAUGAUGAUGAUAGUGAUCAUUUGUUUCUGCUUAAAGAAAGACGGAGUAGAUGCUGUUUUUUGCUUUUUUUAGGGAACAGGAAAAUCGGCGAGGCUCGCAAGGAAGAUAUGGAUAGUUAAGACAAUAAUGAAGAACACACGCAUACUUACUUCUACUAUUAUAAUUACUAUUACUAUUAUUACUGUGAAACAACACAAACUGACGUAAUACCUCAGCUGUACUCUAUAAUUACUACUGCUCUUAUGAUAUAGCAACAAAAAAUAAUAAAUAACAAAAUAGAAGAAAAUUCAUCGUGAGCGAGAUGCGAGAGAACGGGAAAAAAAAGCGAAACUGACAAUUAUCUUCAUGGCAACGUAGAGGUAGAAGAGGGCAAACAGUGACAGCGCGCAAGUGUAUUAUUGAUUGAUCAUCACAACUCAACAGACUCCAGCAGAUCCCAUAGCCAAAUCCCAUAUUCUGUAUUGGCCGCCUACCGAUGUUUUUAAGCCCCAUUUGCAUCGGCGAAAAUAGACCCUGGGGUUCACUAGUCACCGUUCCACGGUGCUGAUUAGCGUUAAAAGAAACGAGCAAAACCAGCGGGAACAGUGAUGCGUACUAAUUAUAGACGGUGAGACAGGAGCGGGCUUUCGCGUAAAAUACUUACUAAUUUUUUUAAAAAAUUGUUUGUUUUCUGGCAAAGCGUCGAAAGCUGAGCUAUAACGGGUCAAAGAGUGCCGAUGCAAGUGUGAUUUUCAGUUCUAAUUUAUAAGGUCAGAAAAGCUAGAUGAGAAAGGCAUGCGGAGAGCAUGAGCACACAGUCGAUUAUUAGCAGCUGCGAUUAUGUAAGAGAAUAGACAGAACAAUGAUAAACAAAUAAUAGAUAAUGAUACCAUAGAAGACAAAGAACAGCUAUGAAAGAGGUUGGUGUUAUCUGACCCGAUGUCACAAAUGAUGAGAUCAGAACGGGGAGAAAUGCUUAUGAGGACUUUAGGCCUGGAUUUCUCGCGGACGUGGUGAAAAACAGCAUAGCCAAUGGAAGAGUCACUGAAAAAGUAAAAAGAAUUACGUAUUUUUUUCUUCAUCGAGAUAUAAGGUAAGGACAACAACAGUAAUAUCAAUAAUAAUAACAAUGCAAACAAAAAUAUUGAUAAAAAUAGAAACACCGGAAGAAAGGCCGCACGUAGCUGGUGGCGCGAAUGCUGGUUGGUCACCCUGUCCAAUAAUAUCAAUAAUCAACUGUAACUACUUCACGAAUGGAAAUAAAUAGUAUAUCACCUGCAAACCGCAAUAGAGGCGAGUGAAAACGAAAAAAAUACAUCUUAACAGUCAUUCAUAAAAAAUGAAAGAAAAGAAAGGCACGAAAGAAUAGUUAAUAAUGAAAAAUACAGAACAGCAAAAAAUAAACACUAAUACAGAUUCAACAAAGUCAUCGUUCUGGUCCGUUUAUCUUUGUCUCACGCUUCUGAACGUGUUUAGGUGUUCGAAUCAUGUACCUUUAUUGAUUUUUUUCGUAUAAAACAUAAAAAGAAUAUUAAGAGAAGAGUAAUUGACGAAACUGAUGCGAAGACAAAUAUAGCCAUAGCAUAAACAAAAUGAUGACAAAAGACAACGAGGCCUAAAAGCAACAAACAACAACAACCCGUCUUGAGUGGGUGCCGUGUUGAAUGAAUUGACCUCGCCGCAAGCCGAAUGAUAUGGAUGCAUCUAUAUAACCUACCGUAUAUAUACACGUGUAUGUCUAUGUUAAUGUCGAUGCAAAAAAAACCAACUAUGAAGCUUGCCACAUAUUGGCCCAGUUGAGCCAAUUUGGUAUAUAUCUCAAAAUGUGAACGACGGUUGCUUUCGUUCUACUUGGCAGCUUUGACACUCGCAGCAAAAGUUAGAUAUGACGUAUAAGCCUGAAUGACCUUUCAAGGCUGUCAAAAGGAAAAUAUAAAAGAUCUAGAUUGGAAUGGCAGCAUGUCAAAAAACCUGUUCUUCCAAAAAAAA
Molecule: messenger RNA, 8872 nt
Organism: Varroa destructor (honeybee mite)
Lineage: Eukaryota; Metazoa; Arthropoda; Arachnida; Mesostigmata; Varroidae
Cellular component (GO): cytoplasm; nucleus
Molecular function (GO): RNA binding
Source: RefSeq, a predicted model, not a curated record